UUAUAAUAUAUAAUGAAUAAUUUAUUUAAAGCAAAAUUUAUGGAAAUAUACAGUGAAAAGUUAUUUCAACAACGAAAUGGAGAUGAAGCAAUAUCAAUAAUGGAAAUACUCUGCUGUGAUUCUAGUCUUAUAUGAUAGGUGUAACAUUAACCCUUCAAGUGGGUUCGACGUCACUGUGAUGUCCGCUAUGGAAUACUCGUAUCUACUCCGGCGGAAAGACGCGAGUGACGUCCAGUAUGGUACAGUAUUGCACUUCGAUGACAUCUCGUGGAUGUAUCACCGCCUUGUUUAACGACCGGCUCGAUGGGUUAACACCGAGGCUAUGUUUGAGAUAUGUUAAUCACGACACUCAUAUGGGUGUUGUGAUCGAAGAAUAAAAACACGACUUGCACGAGAGAAUCCCAUCGUGCAAUGGUCGGCAAAAUUUUAUACAUGAGCAAUAUAAGCUGGAGACUCGUCGGUCCGAUUAUUAGUCUCAGAAUUCUGAACGCAUUUUACAUUAGCCUUUACCGGGCCGAAUAGUUGAAAGUUCACAAAUCCUGAGAUGAGCUACCCUAACGUCAAAGGAACCGAUUCGCAUCACUGCACGACAUCUUUAAGCCGAACUACUGACACCGGGAGAGACCGACUUGCAGUCUCGACGGCUACCGAGAGAUGUGGGGAAUGGCAUAGUUCAACCGCGUCUCACAAGGAUAACAAAGACAAGCGCGAAGGUGCGAGGGGGAAUAUUCCCCUAAGCAUCAGAUAAAUAUCGGGGAUUCCCCUCUUUCCCCUCUUUUUUCCCCUCUCCCAAGCUGUCAGAGGACAGUUUCUUUUUUUUUUUUCAACACCCGCUGUCGAUUCACCGGUGAAUCAACGUCGAUUCGACGGUGAAUGACCGGUGAGAUUUUUGUACGGGCUGCCGCUUCGUCGCAGGAGGCUUUUCGCCCCGUGCCGAAACGAUCGAGCUCGGGCGAUCCGCGAUCGGCACGAACGUUCGACGGGUGAAGGGUAUCGAGCAGGCGGUCCUCGAGUUCGUUUCGUCGGCCCCGCGAAGUUCUCAUCGACGGUUCGUUUUGGAAAAGCGCUGAAAAUUUGAAACCGCUCGCGCGAAAAAUUUGCCUUAAGGUUUCGAGAUUCGAUCCGCGUGCGUCCACGAAAUCUCAUCGGUUUCGUUUCGGCCUGAAAUCUUCGAGACCUGCCAUCGGAGGCGGCAUCGAAGAAGCAGACUCGUGCUCGCGAGGAAGCGGCCGUAUUUAAAAGCAGUCUCGUACACCGCCUCGAUUCCGAACCCACGCACCUCACCGGGCGUCGCGAUUCGCGAUCGACUUUCCUCCCUCGUACAGGUACGAUCAUCCGUGGAUCCUGGCUGGUCAGGGAACGAUGGGUCUGGAGAUCAGAGAUCAGGUGAAGAACGUGGAUGCCGUCGUGAUCCCCGUCGGUGGAGGCGGCCUCAUCGCCGGCACCGCACUCGCCCUCAAGACCCUCUCGCCCACCGUCCAGAUCAUCGGAGUAGAGGCGGAGGCGUGUCCGAGUUUCAGCCGGGCGAUGGAAUGCGGAAGACCGAUCGACACCAAGGUCGUCUCGUCUCUGGCCGAUGGCCUCGCCGCCCCUUUCGUCGGCGUCAACGCCUUCGUCAACGCGCGCAAAUUCAUCGACAAGAUGGUGACCGUGAAGGAGGAGUUCAUCGCGAUCGCCAUCCUUCGCCUGGUGGAGAUGGAGAAGGCGGUGGUGGAGGGAGCCGGAGCGGUGGGCUUCGCGGCCGUCCUUCAAGGUCUUCUGCCGGAGCUGAAAGGGAAACGAGUGGUGAUCCCCUUGACCGGGGGGAACAUCGACACCACGGUGCUGGGUCGAUGCCUCGAACGGGGUCUCGCCGCCGACGGCCGCUUGGUCAAGUUCAAGGUCACCGUCAGCGAUCGCCCGGGGGGGAUCGCCGCGCUCACCAAUCUCAUAUGCAGCGUCGGCGUGAGCAUCAAGGACAUGAUCCACGAGAGGGCCUGGGUCAAGACGGACAUCUUCAGCGUCGCCGUGGGUCCUUUUUACUUUCCCUCUGCGUUGACGGUCGGCGGCGUCGGAACGUUCCAGAAAGACGGCGAGAAAAGGGCCGCCAGAGCCUCGAAAUACUUGAAAUUCUCUGUACGGCAGGUGAAAGUGGUGGUGGAGACUCGGGAUCAGGAACACGCCAGGGCCCUCGAGGAAGAACUCCGCCGUCAUUACGACGAGGUCUAUUUCGUCUCCCAUUGA
Messenger RNA from Darwinula stevensoni, 2223 nucleotides. Lineage: Eukaryota; Metazoa; Arthropoda; Ostracoda; Podocopida; Darwinulidae. The record is from the annotation of a GenBank genome assembly.